Molecule: messenger RNA, 3266 nt
Organism: Corticium candelabrum
Lineage: Eukaryota; Metazoa; Porifera; Homoscleromorpha; Homosclerophorida; Plakinidae
Exons: 11
Coding region: 154-3240 (1028 amino acids)
Molecular function (GO): protein binding
Source: RefSeq, a predicted model, not a curated record
UACAUUGUCGUUCCUGUUGUUAUCCGGGAUAGACUGUCACAACGUCUAUGACAAGACAAUGACUGUGACCGUCUCCCGUGGCAACCACCACCACCAACACCAUCUUUCUCUCUCUCCUAUUUCAUCUACACCAACCUCUUAAUUAACACAUCAAUGGCAACUUCCCGGUCGCUUCAAUGUUUCACGCUGAUUUUCGCGUUUUUUCAAUCACAUUCAAAAGAUUCUGCGCCUCCAUCGCCUGUCCUCGUCUCUUGGGCCGAUAAAAGUUUCACACUGAAAUGGCCGGCCUCGGAAUCCAACGAGUGGACGGAGCGCACGCCAGAGGGUCGCCCAGAAAUUCAGUGCAAAGAGGAGAGCGAGGAUCAAUGGCAUUCGGUUCAUCGCCUCGUUAAUUUCCAUCACAAGAGUUAUGUAGUUGAGAAGGUGAAGACUGGCAUGUUCUAUCUCUGUCGUGUCAAGCUGUUUCGCUACGGAGAGAAGAUCUACAGCAAUUCAGUGACCGUCAAGACGCAUAUGGCUAUGAUUGCGCCUCCUCCGGGAAGCAUCCGGGUUGCGUCACGUGAUCGGGAGGGAAACCCGGUUGUUGCUGUGUCGUGGGCGACGCCGGAGGCGUUUGAGGGUGAUGUGGAGAGGUAUGUGGUGGAGGUGAAGGAACAUCGUGCUGCAAAGGCGUUUCGUGUUGUCGUACCUGGGAAUCGUCAUUAUGUAGACAUCAAGACUGUCAAACCAAAUAGACUCUAUGGAAUUCGGAUACGUGCGGAUGUCAAUGGCACAUCCGGUUUCUACAGCAAAUGGUACAGAGUCGUCGCACACGUUACUCCUCAAUCGGCUCCAGAUCGUUUGACAGUGACAAACAUUGAAGACCAUACUGCAUUCUUACGUUGGUAUCCAUCAACAAAAACAGCCAACGACUUUUAUAGAAUAAUGUGUACGGGUGACAGCAAUUUUAAUGAUGCUUAUGGCAAACUGAGACAUGUACAUACGUCGUUUAACAUUUCGGCCAAGCUUUAUCAAGUGGCGAAUUUGAGUCGUGGCAAAGAAGAUGAUGACGAUUUGUAUGUGGAUGAUGUUGCACGAGGACCAUUGUCUUAUGAACUGAUGGGUCUGAAUGCCAACAUGAACUACACGUGUUCGGUUCAAGGUCACAGCAUGGCGGGAUUGAGCAGGCAAAGUAAACCAACUGUAUUCAUCACUGCAACAAUGGCUGCACCACCUCCUUUACAACCAGUUUACCUUCCAACUCAUACGAACACCAUCACCACUAACCCACCUGACCAAACUCUCCAUUCAUUCAAACUUCAUCCAGCAUCCAGUCAAAACGGUCCAAUCAGCCACUACCAAGUGGUCAUCAUACCACGAGGAAACCUCAACCCUCUGCCCAUCAAAGAGCCACCUGAAGUUUUCUUCACAAAAUCACCACCACAGGAGAAAGACAUCGCGUCUCUGCUGCCACAUCCACGUCCAUAUGUUGCCGCUCAUUUUACUGCCGAUCGUUUUUCUGACAUUGUGACGCUUGUUUCGCCGUAUCGAAAUGUCAGCCGACAUGCUAAACCAACUGAGCGAUUCAUUGAAAUGUUUUGGGUUGGACUGUAUGUCUCUGUUAGUCUGAGGGCAUUUGUGGAGUCAUCAGACAAAAGGAAAUCAUCUGAAUUUGUUUCGUCAAGUCAGUUUUCUGAUCCUGUGUUCAUAAGUCAAGUGAUGUCACACAGUCACAGUGGAAAGGUGAAGAGUGGCACGAGAAAGGAGAGUAGCACAUCACCACCCAUUGUUGCCAUUGUAUUUGGAGUGUUGAUCGGCAUUGUGGUGUUGCUUGUCGCACUAAAGCAGUCUCGUGUGUGUUACCUCAAGUAUAAGAGAGCAAAGGACAGACGUGAUAACAGAUGGAAUGAUGGACCUUGGUUGGCAAAUAUCCCAUCAAUGUCUUCCAUGGUGUACGGCCAUACAACAUCAAUCCUUACAUCCAGACACACAGAACCAAACGACGAGCAUAAGGACCAGACGAGGAGCACUGCUUACAGCCCGAGUUCUGAUGAAGAUGAUGGACAUACAACGAUCUUGAACAAGAUUUUCAAUGGUCUGUACCAUCUGGUUAGUUACAGAGGUGAUAACAAGGCUGGCAAAUUGUAUACGAGGGUACCGAGUGAAGAUGAGGAUGAAAGCCUGGAGGGAUCAGAGAUGUCAGACGUAAUGUUUGAGAGGGAGGCAUUGACAGGCAGUGAGGCACAGUUGACUGCUCAUGAGUUGUAUAGUGUGCCACUCACUGGAGGAGUGGAUCAGGAACGAACGGACAAAGAGACGCAAACACUUGAAUGGACAAACAUGCAGACAUACGAUCAACACACAUCGAAUUCUGAAGGAAACGCAACCAAAGAAACAGACACACAAUUAUUACAGAUCACGAGCGUGGAAAACGACAACGAAGACGACCAAGAUUCCGACUACAGCGAUAACAUCCCGAUGCCUGGAGCGUUAAGCUUCAUGUUGAAGAAGGCCGGUUUGAGACGACGCGACUACGAAGGCUCAACUCCUGACCUCAGCAGUACACCAAGCUGGGAUACGUUUGGAAUACAAUUGGGUGACAGACCACCAUCCGACACUCUCACAACGAAAUCCGAAGAACAAGUUGCUACAUCACUGUGUGUACAUCCAGAUGAAGUCUGUUCAGACCACUGGCUCACACCACACAAAUGUGAUCACAUCCCGUCCAACCAGAGCGUUCCAGUAGCACAAAGCAAUCAAUCGGUUGACCGGAAGUUGUACAGUAUUGUAGCCGACCAAUCAGAUGGCGAGUUAUCGUAUUGUUCGGACUUUCAUUCAGUGAGUUCGGAGCUCAAAUCGAAACAUAUGUCAAACUCGAUUACAAACGAAUCAGGCAGCGUGCACGCAUAUUGUUCAGACUUUCAUUCGGAGAGUUCGCAGCUCAAGUCGAAACGUUCAUCUGCUUCUACAAACGAAUCGGACGGCGUGAUGCAACGCGAUGAACAGGACGAACGAAUGGUAAACGAUGACCAACACAGUGAGCAAACAGAAGGCAAUUAUGCAAGUGUCAGUGAGUAUGAGUCAUCGAUAAUAUCAGAGGACGUAUCCAGCGUAUCGACGACGAUUGUAAACAAGACGUUCUCAUAUGGUGAAGUGUAUAACCUUGCAGACGCAAGGGAGGAGAUGGAAUGUGACGUAGACAGCGUGAGUGGCGAUUCAGACUACCAAGACAUUAGCCCAUCCCUCAGUAGAUCUAUGUAAAUUAAUAAUACAAUGGGCAUGCGCAA